Limulus polyphemus (Atlantic horseshoe crab) is the source of this 1046-nucleotide messenger RNA. RefSeq lists its product as uncharacterized. NCBI's taxonomy places the organism in Eukaryota, Metazoa, Arthropoda, Merostomata, Xiphosura, Limulidae. The coding region runs from base 361 to 930 and encodes 189 amino acids. The record is from RefSeq and is a predicted model, not a curated record. The transcript is spliced from 2 exons.
AACCUCAUCAUGAUUGGUGAUUAAAACACAUUUGUCCGUGUUCUUGUUUAAAUAACCCCAUCAAGAUUAAAACACAUUUGUCUAUGUUCUUGUUUAAAUGGUCCCUUCAUGGUUAGUGGUUAAAACACAUUUGCCAAUGUUCUUGUUUAAAUGGUCCCUUCUUGAUUGGUGGUUAAGCAUUUUUGUCAGUAUUCUUGCUACAUUAAUUCCAGUAUGGUUAGGUUCAUAUUCUUAUUUUAAUAGACCCCUUGCUUUCUCUUACUCAUUAUUUUAAUUAUCAGACAAUAAUUUAACAUAGUGCAUUGUGAUUCUCUUAAUUUAAAUUGUUCAGAUAUCAUUGUGUCCUUGACAUACACAAUAAUGGUUGUUUCUAUUGAGAUUAUUGUAGCCUCAAUAAAUUCAUCGUGUUUGCUUGUUUAUACAGUAUGUACAGAUUUGUCAUUAGAUAUCAGCCAGAUCACGGCAUCGACUGGGAAGAGGAAACAUACAGACGGCUACUUAUCAGAACCAUCAAAGAAAAGUCUUUCAUGGCCAGAGACUCAAGACAUGAUCUCACCACAAGAGGUCGAUGUUAAACGUCUGUCACUUGACCUGAAAGAGGCUCUGAAAGCAGAGAAGGAAGAAUCUCUCUGUUUUAUGUCCAAGAUGGAAGAUCUGAUCAAAGAUGAAGUAUUAGAUGCUUCUAACAACAGUAGUCAUUCUUGGUCUCGACAAGCAGCUUUCAGUAGAAAAAGAUCGGCAUCUUCCAGCCCACGAUUUGUUUCAUUACUUUCUUCAGAUGUAUCAUGGGAUAAUUCUGCUACCAGGUGUAAGAUGAGUGACGAGGAUGACAUGGAAGUCGUGCUUGACUGUCUGAGGUCCAGUUUAAACUCCCAAAAGGGAAUUAACCAGCAUCUCGAACAGCAGUUGAAACUGUUAAUGGAUUACUAAUACUGAAUGUAUAAAAACGGUUUUGUAGACAAAAUAUAAUUCCUGUAUUGCUUUUUUUAAUGUGUUCACUUUAUAAUCAUGGGAACUGAAUUACAGUUAAUAGAUUAAGAGAAAAA